Molecule: messenger RNA, 3308 nt
Organism: Patella vulgata (common limpet)
Lineage: Eukaryota; Metazoa; Mollusca; Gastropoda; Patellidae
Product: phosphoglycerate kinase
Exons: 12
Coding region: 130-1380 (416 amino acids)
Biological process (GO): gluconeogenesis; glycolytic process
Cellular component (GO): cytosol
Molecular function (GO): ADP binding; phosphoglycerate kinase activity; ATP binding
Source: RefSeq, a predicted model, not a curated record
GACCUCACAAGCAUUGACCUUGGCCUUCGGGAACCGGUAAACUUAUAGUGGUAUCGAAACAGAUUUUAAUUGUGCAUUGAUAAAACACGUCUUAUUCAUCAGAGGAAGGAGUUGCAUGUGAAAAAGACCAUGGCUCUUAACAAACUGAGCAUUGACAAGAUUGAUCUUAACGGUAAACGUGUAUUAAUAAGGGUAGACUUCAAUGUACCGUUAAAAGAUGGAAAAAUCACUAAUAAUCAAAGAAUAGUUGCUGCACUGCCAACCAUUAGAUAUGCCCUGGAUAAUGGUGCCAAGAGUGUUGUUUUAAUGAGCCAUCUCGGACGACCAGAUGGAAAUAGUAAUCCUAAAUACUCACUGGCUCCUGUUGGUAUCGAUCUUGAAAAAGAGUUAGGGAGGCCUGUCAAGUUUUUAAAGGACUGUGUUGGUGCAGAGGUUGAGAGGGAAUGUGCCAAUCCCGCUAAUGGUUCUGUUAUUCUUCUUGAAAAUCUAAGAUUCCAUGUUGAAGAAGAAGGGAAAGGUGUAGAUAGCGAUGGUAAAAAGGUAAAGGCAUCUGAAGAAAGUAUAAACACAUUCAGAGCUUCCCUUUCUAAAUUAGGAGAUGUGUAUGUAAAUGAUGCUUUUGGGACAGCACAUAGAGCACAUAGUUCCAUGGUUGGAUGUAAACUUGCUCAAAAAGCUUCUGGGUUUUUACUAAAGAAAGAAUUAGAAUACUUUGCCAAGGCCUUGGAAAAUCCUGCCAGACCAUUUUUAGCAAUAUUAGGCGGAGCUAAAGUAGCAGACAAGAUCCAGUUGAUCGAAAAUUUAUUGGAUAAAGUAAAUGAAAUGAUAAUUGGAGGAGGAAUGGCUUUCACAUUCCUUAAGGUUAUAGAAAAUAUGGAAAUAGGAAACUCACUUUAUGAUGCAGAAGGAGCUAGCAUUGUUAAUAAAUUAAUAGAGAAGGCAACUAAAAACAAUGUCAAGAUCCACCUUCCAUGUGAUUUUGUCACUGGUGACAAGUUUUCAGAUGAUGCCGUCAUUACUAAUUCUACAGUUUCUUCAGGAAUUCCAGCAGGAUGCAUGGGUUUGGAUAUUGGCGUGGAAUCAACACAGAAGUUUUGUAAUGUGAUCUGUCAGGCGAAGACUAUUGUAUGGAAUGGUCCACCAGGAGUAUUUGAAUUGUCUAACUUUUCAAAAGGAACACAAGGUCUAAUGAAUGCUGUUGUUAAAGCAACAGAACAGGGAGCAACAACUAUCAUAGGUGGAGGAGAUACAGCUACUUGUGCAGCUAAAUAUGGAACCGAAACAAAAGUCAGCCAUGUCAGUACAGGAGGUGGAGCAAGUUUGGAACUUCUAGAAGGAAAGACACUUCCAGGAGUAGCAGCACUAUCUGAUGCAGUUUAAGUAAUGUUAUGUUGCUUCAGGUGUGAACUGAAACAAUAAAUCAGCUUAUUUUAUCAAGCCCAUCGCCAAUGUGUAGAUAAAUAAAAACAGAGAUGCAGUGGAGGUGUUGCUAUAUAUUUGUGUGGAUUAUGCUUAUUGUAUGAUAUAGAUUAUUAGUGGUGCAGAUUAUUGAAAUAAUCUUUCACUUGGUGAUACAAUCACCAUAUUUGGCACAUUCAAAGCCGUUUCAAGCGUUGUUUGAACUGUAUUUUGAUUGAAUAUUCCUAUUUUGAUGGUCUUUACAUCGAAAUAUAUGUUUUUGAGUGAGAUAUCCAAUUCUGCAUUUAGAAAAUAAAAAUUUCAAGCAUCUGGUGCUCUACACCUAGCCCGAUCGUUCAUCCAGUGCAAUUUAAGUCACAUGCAAUCUGUACACCGACCAGGUAACUGAAGCCCUGUUACCCUUGGCUCUCCGGUGCUGGCACAUCCUGUCAAUUCAGGUGGAGCUACCUAACUACAACUAAUUAAACUUCUAGUAAUGAUAUAUACAGGGGCUUAUUAGAUAGCAUUUGGGACACUAAAGUACUGGUAUAUGAUUACAACAGUUAAUAAACUACAACUACAGGUAUUACACUACACCCCGACACUGAGCCCCAUGCUGAGUCUCACAGCAGUGAUGUCACCAGUGUGCCCUGGUUUUGCUUUGACAUCACUCAUAUAAGAUCAACAAACCAAUAGAGCCUGACCACAGCAUUUCAAUAAAUGAUCAUGGAUGUUGCCCUUCAACUUAAUGCAAUAUCUGUGAUGAGACGGCUUCCGGUAACGCUAAUUUUGAGUCAGGUAAUAGCCGCCAUGAUGAAACGGGUGGCCAGAUUGGAAUUCAGUUGAUCAUUAACACAUUUCUGUUCAUUCAUUCAUUUCUUACAUUUCUUAAAAAGUACACCCUGAACACCAUUUGUGCCAAAUUUGGGGCUUGCAUCACAAAGUGAAAGAUUCGUAUGGAAUGUUGUCUUAAUCUGCCCCACUAUAUGUAUACAUAGCAGCCGUAAUUUGGUCAAAAUAACAAACAUUUUGGUCACAACGGCAAAUUAGAUAUUUCUUAUUUAUUAAAAAUUCAAUUAUUGUCUCCAAAUAGCUUGGACACUCUUAACUUCAACAUCAAGCAUAAACUUCAUCAAAGGCCCUCAAUGUGGUAGAGUCAAAUAUCCUUCAGCUUAUUUGACAUUUGGCUGUUCUGGUAACACAUAUUCACUUUCAUCUACUUUGAUGACAUCCCCCCUCCCUUCCUGAACAUUAAUGCAACGACCAGAUUUUACCCAAGCUGCGUAUAGAGGUCCUUUUAGGACCGGCUGACCAUUUCUUGAGCUUGGAUAAAAAAGAAAAAUAGCUAAUGGUUAAAACAAUUAGAUGUCUUUUACCUUUGACUUCAAAAUAAAAAUAAUUGUGAUGUAAUCAGUACUGUAAUAGAAAAGUGUGAUUCCAGGUUGGCAAUAAACAUUUCAAUUGAUUAUGAUAAGAUGGUACCUUGGUCAAAAUGAUUAAGUCAAUUGUUAUUUUUAUCAGAUUAUUAAGAAUUAAGAGUCAUAAUCUUUGAAGUGGCAAUUUGUAUGGGAAACAAUCGCUGUUUUUAUUAUAUAAUAACCACCUCAAUUGUUAUUUGUAUCAAAGAAAAGGCAAUGGUUUGUAAAAUAUAUCAAAAGAUUGCUAUUUUGACCAGAGUGAAUUUUGUCCGUUUUGGUUUAUGGCUGUUAUGACAUCCUGUAUAAAACACACACUGUUAACAGUUCAGACCCUCUGUAUUUGGCCCUGCUGUAUUCGUAUUAAUAAAAUAGAAUAAAACUACCAAAUUUAUGUUAAAUCUUUCAAAUUAUACAUUUUAAACGUCAUUGCCAAAUUUAGCGCCCGUUAACUAUAGUAAACCUAUGCUAAUAAAAAUAUGUAUAGCUCCUCAA